Messenger RNA from Postia placenta MAD-698-R-SB12, 1124 nucleotides. RefSeq lists its product as hypothetical. The record is from RefSeq and is a predicted model, not a curated record. The transcript is spliced from 3 exons. The coding region runs from base 20 to 883 and encodes 287 amino acids. NCBI's taxonomy places the organism in Eukaryota, Fungi, Basidiomycota, Agaricomycetes, Polyporales, Adustoporiaceae.
CAUUCAUCCACCUGCAAUCAUGGCGGUACUCCUCACAGGCGGCACGGGAAAGACCUCCGUGCGCAUUGGACGUCUCUUGCAAGACGCAAAGAUCCCGUUCCUCUUGGCCUCGCGCAGGGGUGAGGCCGCAGCCCCGUCCGGCAUGCCCGCAACCCACUUCAACUGGCUCGACUCUUCAACCUUUGCGAACCCUUUCCAACAUCGAUUCCCUGGCGGAGAGGGCAUUUCCGCCAUCUAUUUGAUCACACCCCAAGUGACCGAUCCCACAUCGGUCAUGACCGCCUUCGUCGACUAUGCAGUCAAAGAGCAUGGUGUCAACAGAUUCGUUCUCAUGGCCGGUAGCACCACUGAGCCAGGCGAGCUUCAAGUCGGACGUGUGUGGCAGCACCUUCUCGACAUUGGCGUCGAGUAUUGUGUGCUCCGUCCAACAUGGUUCAUGGAAAACCUCUCGGAGGGGAUACAUUGUGCCACGGUCAGAAACGAGGGCAAGAUUUAUACGGCGUGUGGCGAUGGCAAGAUCUCGUUUGUUAGCGCCUCCGACAUUGCAGCCGUCGCAUUCCGCGCGCUCACCGACGAGAAACCGCACAACACCGAUUAUAGGGUGCUGGGGCCCGAGCUUCUGACCUAUGAUGAGGUUGCGGCAAAGCUGAGCAGCUGUCUGGGGCGCGAGAUUACGCACGUGAACCUCACCGAUGAACACAGAGCACAACGGCUGAUGAGUGUGGGCGUGCCGGAGUACUUCGCGAAGCGGCUUGCCUUCCUUGAAGUCUCAGCCGCUAAUGGAGGCGAGAAUAGGAUGAACGACGUCGUGGAGCGAGUGACUGGACGGCCUCCGCAGACGUUUGAUGCAUUUGCCCAGCAAUGCAAGACGGCAUGGGAGUAAACAGUCUUGACGCGUCUUAGAAUCGUGGUUCUUUGUUUUGUUUCCUCUGAUCGACGCUACGGCUUAGUUGCUAAUCUUUGACUUCAUGGUGUAUAUCUCCCCGCUCUCUCUGCACUUAGUCUUUUCCACCCCCACUCAGACUCGUAUUGUAAUAUGUAUAUGUAGCUAUAAGGGGUUCCUGGUGAUGAUGAAGCUUGACGUUAGGAGGUACCCGCAAUAAAGCAAUCCCCAUUUAUUAGAU